This is a messenger RNA of Drosophila eugracilis, 969 nucleotides long. RefSeq lists its product as uncharacterized. The record is from RefSeq and is a predicted model, not a curated record. Lineage: Eukaryota; Metazoa; Arthropoda; Insecta; Diptera; Drosophilidae. Bases 307 to 969 code for a protein of 220 amino acids. The transcript has a single exon.
GCCAGUGAGACUUGAACGCAAGCGGUGGCGGUCGUCGGUGGGAGUUAAAAACUUUAGGCAGAUAAGCGGAGCUGCUAUUGGGAGCUCAGAGGAGGUGGAGGAGCUGAAAAACUAGGGAAAAAUGUGUGUACCUCAAACGAAACAGUGAAAAUUGCGUAUUCUUCUUUGAAAAAUGAAGUACAAUUUAUAUAAAACGAAAGAUUUUAUGAAACAACAAAGCUAUCGGAAGUGCACCCAUUAAGGCCGAUUCCCUCAAGCAGCAGCAGCACCAUCCACCCCCCAAAAAAGAAGACACAACCCCUAUUUAUGAUUAUCGUCCUGCUGCUGCUGUUCCAAUCGCUGUGCCUCUAUUGCCAACGCCUGGUGCUCUACGUCCACGACCGAUGCUUCCCAAGGAACGUGCGCCUGCUGCAGGAGGUGGCCGAGACGGUGGGCGAUCGUAAGGCACCACAGCGCCUGGCGGAGCAGCAGUUGGAGCAACAAAAACGAAGCCAGAAGCGUCGCAUUCUCGAACCCAUCCUACCCCUGGUCGGUGGUCUCAACUCCGAAGCCUGUCGGUUUUGUGCCCACAGUCCACAGGGCUAUUGUCGCCAUCACUUUCAUCUGCAGGAACUGCAGCUGCACAAACAAAGGGGUUCCAGGGGUGAUCAGGAUUUCCGACAAAUUCGACGAAUCAAGCGGGAACUGAAGAGGAGUAUUGGUCAGCAGCAGCAGCAUCUCCAGCCAGCGAGAAGUUAUCGUCCAGUCAGGCUGAGUCCCAGCUGGAGCAGCAGUUCCCUGAGCAGUGGCUACGCUUCGUUAAGUAGCUUUGGCUCUCAGGAGCAGGACCAGGAGGAGGUCUCAUUGAAUCCAGAAAUUCUUGAAGAUAUUCCACUUGAAGAGAACCCACAGGAGUUAGAAGGUGAAUUGGAGCAGCUGGAUCUGCCACAGGAGGAAAUCGAGCAGCCCCUACUUACCAGCCACUUGUAG